UUGAACUGCACAUGAGCUGUCACUUCCAUCUCUUUUCUCGUCGUCGACGGAGAAAAUCUCGCGUGGCUGGCUGUUUUCUCUGUCCACCUCCACAGACAUACACCACUUACCUACCAGCAGCGCCUCUCUCUCUUCCUUCUCCCCCACCUCCUCCUCCUCUCUCUCUCUCUCUUAGAGUGAGCGCGAGAUCUAUCGAAACCUGAGUGGUCCCGAAGACACUAGAGAGGCAAUAUACUCCUCGAGCGCAACAUGGCUACAAUUGUAACCUGUACCAGGUUUACAGACGAAUAUCAACUGUACGAAGAGCUCGGAAAGGGUGCCUUCUCUAUUGUUCGGCGAUGUGUAAAGAAAUCAACAGCCCAGGAAUAUGCUGCUAAGAUCAUCAACACGAAAAAGUUGUCUGCGAGAGAUCAUCAAAAACUGGACAGAGAGGCUCGGAUCUGCCGUCUCCUCAAACACCCCAACAUAGUGCGUCUCCAUGACAGUAUCUCAGAAGAAAGCUUUCAUUACCUGGUUUUUGACCUUGUGACUGGCGGAGAGCUGUUUGAAGACAUUGUCGCAAGAGAAUAUUACAGUGAAGCAGAUGCAAGUCAUUGCAUCAGUCAGAUCCUUGAAAGCGUCAGCCACAUCCACCAGCAUGACAUCGUCCACAGGGAUCUCAAGCCAGAGAACCUGCUGUUAGCCAGUAAGAUGAAGGGGGCUGCAGUGAAGUUAGCUGACUUUGGUCUUGCCAUCGAGGUGCAGGGAGACCAGCAAUCCUGGUUCGGUUUUGCAGGCACCCCUGGAUACCUCUCUCCUGAAGUCCUGAGAAAGGACCCUUAUGGCAAGCCAGUGGACAUCUGGGCAUGUGGUGUGAUCCUGUAUAUCCUCCUGGUGGGUUACCCUCCUUUCUGGGAUGAAGACCAGCACAAGCUCUAUCAACAGAUUAAGGCUGGAGCUUACGACUUUCCCUCUCCGGAGUGGGACACUGUCACCCCAGAGGCCAAAAAUCUCAUCAACCAAAUGUUGACCAUCAACCCAGCAAAGAGGAUCACGGCUGACCAGGCGCUGAAGCAUCCUUGGGUCUGUCAACGUUCCACUGUUGCCUCCAUGAUGCAUCGUCAAGAGACCGUUGAGUGUCUGCGCAAGUUCAACGCCCGCAGAAAACUGAAGGGGGCCAUACUUACCACCAUGCUGGUGUCCAGGAACUUCUCAGUGGGUCGGCAGCACACCAGCCCGGCCACCCCCACCACCAGCACAGCUGCACUGGCACAGGAAGCAUGCAAAAGUCUACUGAACAAAAAGUCUGACGGCGUGAAGCCACAGACAACCAACAGCAAAAACAGUGUAGUAAGCAGCAGCACCAAAGACAGCAGCAUAUCAUCCACUGCACCAAUGGGGUCUACAGAGAGCCAAAACACCACAGAAGAGGAGGACAUGAAAGGUAGGAAAGUAUCGGUGGGCGGGGCUAGCAAUGACAGUGCAGUGGUCAGCCAAUGCAGUGCCUCUGAUGAGCCAACUCCUCAGACUGAGGCUCCUCCCCCCUGUCCACCUCCCACACGAAAGCAGGAGAUCAUUAAAAUCACGGAGCAGCUGAUUGAGGCAAUAAACAAUGGAGAUUUUGAAGCUUACACGAGGAUCUGUGAUCCGGGCCUAACUUCUUUUGAGCCAGAGGCACUUGGAAACCUGGUAGAGGGAAUGGACUUCCAUAAGUUCUACUUUGAGAAUUUGCUGAGUAAGAACAGUAAGCCUAUCCAUACAACCAUUCUGAACCCUCAUGUGCACCUGAUUGGAGAGGACGCUGCCUGCAUCGCUUAUAUCCGCCUGACGCAGUACAUCAACAGCCAGGGCCACCCACGCAGCUGUCAAUCAGAGGAGACGCGCGUGUGGCACAGGCGCGAUUCCAAGUGGCUCAAUAUCCACUUCCACUGCUCUGGAGCACCCGCCGCACCUUUACAGUGAAGCACACUGGGCAAAGCAUGCCUGAAUACUAAAGCUGAUUGGAGCAUUUCUUCUCCGUGCACGUAUUGCCGCCUGGAGCCCGGCCAGAAGAGAACCUCUUGAAGUUUUGAAAACGGAAGGGAAAAAAAUGGCACAACCAAGAAAUCUAUUUAAAAGCCGACUGUGGCCACCACUUCAGUCCAAACCUAGCUAGAUUAUGUGUGGUGGGCGGCCACGGCAGCAGCCCUGCCUUCUGGAUGCUGCAUGCCUCUAAUGCCCACAUGGGGCGCUGUAUUGUCUUUACCCAUAAUCCUGUAGUUUCUGCUGCCCAACAUUCAGAAAAGAUGUUUCAAGUAUUAAUAAAUAUUGUAAAAUAUUGAAAUCUUCACUUGUGUAAUUAACAACUGAUGGCUGUUAGGAUCAGAAAUGUGAAUUCUUAAAAAGAGCACAUGCCAUUUUCGGGGUCAGUGAUGUAGGUUUUAAGAAGUUUAAGAAAACUCAACUGUUUUGUUUGGUUUUUCUUCUUUUUUUAUGCAAAUCAUUUUAAUAUUGGAGGAACAGAAUUUUUUUUUUACGAAUUUCAGAAGUUAAAGCACCAAAGUGUAGACAUCUUAGACUUUGAGAAGAGGAAGUUUUAAUGUUGCUUUUAUUUUUCUUGGAAGGGGGAAUGGGGUUUUCUGGCAUUUUGUAGUGUUUUUGUGGAACUUUUGAUUUUUAUCUCCUGAAUGAUGCUGUAUUUGAAAGUAUUUUUCGUCUUCAAGAACAUUGUUUUUAAACUGGGACACAGUUUAAUAUAAUUGUGCAUAAAUAGAUACAGUAUUUAUAAAGAGAAAGGAAAGAAAACAGUCUGUCUUGUCAGGAUACAUGGAAGGGAGUUGUGCGAGCGUUUGCUUGAAUUUGUCCGUAAGUGUAAAUGUCUCUUUGGGACUCAAUAUGCUUGUUGCUCUGUUGUGUGUUGAGUAGAUCUUUACACAUAAACACAUGGACAUAUUUACAUAAGACCUAAACCUAAAGUUGCAGAACUUUCAUUUCCUUUGAUUAUUAUUCUGAGUCCAUCGUAUGACUAUUCUCCAGAGGGCACUAAACACUACACACAAUGACCAGGCUUGCAGCUUUCACUCAUGGAGAUACCCAGCUCACCCUUUAGGCUUCCAGCUACUGUGCAUAUCAAUUUGAAAACUAAAAGCAUGUCAAAAAAAGAAAAAAAAGAAAUGAAAUGGCCUGUAUUGUUUUGCACAUAACCUUGCGACUCUAUGCUGUUUUCUUCACUUUGUGUGGACUGCUUUGCAACUUCAGGUUAUGAAAUCAUUUUAUAGGGGUCCACGCUCUGUAAGGAGACCAAAACUACCAAAAAUCAAUCACAUUACCCCCCUUGGGUGUCCAUACACUUUGUCUACAAUUUGUUCUAGUGCUGUUUAUGUUGUAUCAUGAUUUUUUAUAUCAAACAAUGUGAUUUUAAAGGACUUGUGACUUUAAAGAAAGUGGUUAUGGUUUGGUUAGACAGUGAACACAUAACUGUCUACAGGUGGGAAAUGUAAUGAAAAGACAUGCUUAAUGCAUUUCCAGGGGUUUUCUUUAUUUUUAAUGGUCCAUUUUGUGGCAGAAAAUAUUCUGAUAUUUGUUUUAUUUUAUUAUUUCCAAUUUAAUUUGGAAAUACGAAUGCACAUUUUGGAUGGGGAUAGAUUGAAAGCUUUGCAUAUCGAGUGGGCUCCCUUAACAUCUGAAUAUACAAUUUCAGUACACUGGCAACUCUCACAGACCACUUUCUGAUCAACAAAGUAAACUCACAUAGUUUUACAAAAAAAAUAAAACAAAUUAUAAUGCUGGUUUGGGUGUGUCAAAGCACACGGACACAUUGUGCUCCCUUUAAAGCUUAUCUGUGUGACUGUCAUUCAUUGACUGUGUUAUUAUGUAGAAUCCUGUGUUUUGAAUUGUGAUGCCUGUGGGGCCUUGCUUCAUCCCUUCCCUCUGUGCUGAGCCAUUGCUUGUAAUAUGUUACCUUUUGAAGUUGGGCAAACAUUGCGCCAAAUGACUCUGUAUGGUGAAAAAAAAAUGGGGGAAAAGAGUACUCCUACCCUAAGACAUCUUGUUAGUUAGUUCUCUAGUUUUCAGAUGAAACCAUCUGGCACUGUGAUGUCUGUCAUACCACCAAACCAUGCUCUCUGUUGCUCCCUGUUGCAGUGUGCGUCUACACCAACAUGAUAGUUGGAUUUGAGUAGCAUCACUAAUGAUGACCAGCCCCAUUUUGGCCACUUCCUUGUCUAUGUUAAAAUGCAGUGUAGUUAAUUCAACAGAACAUUUUAAUGGUCAAGAGUGAAGGAGAUAUUUCCAGUUGCAGCAGAUUGUAGUUCUUGUGUUUUUUCUUAUGGCUGUUAGAUAGACACAAGAGACUUUGUAUGCUAACUGAAUAACUCCUUAAGGCCACUCUAACUACCAGACCAUAUAUGCAGUUCAACAGGAGGAAAAUAUGCAUGUGUACAUUUCUGGUAAUGUUUUUCACUGUCUGUGUUUAACUAAAAUUGUAAUCUGUUUAUUACCUGCAUCUUCAAGGUAAAUGAAAUGUGGCUCUAAAACAUGGUUUCCUAUGCUAAAAUUAUUUGAUAUUUUUGUGAAGAAAAGGACAAAGAGAUUAUCAAAGCUUCCACUUGGUAUGUUUCCCCAUUCUUGUCAAUUGUUUUGCAUUGUAACCAUAUAUGAUGGCAGUACAAAUGAUUAUACUCUGAGGUUUAAUUGGAUGCGGUUUCUUUUUUUCUUUUCUUUUUUUGCAUGACCAUACAAUGAACAAAUCUAUGAAUUUGAAUCUAUCAAGUGUUUGUUUGAAUGUUGUUAAACCAUCAUAGCUUUGUUAUUGAAACAUUUGAAAGUAUGUAAUAAAAGAACAUUUAAACAGCAGUGUCUUUGCUCUCCUGCUCAGCAUGAUUUUUGUUCUUUUUUGUUUCCUAAUACAUCCUAAGAGUGUUUGUAGAUAAAUAUGAUUAUGCACCACGUUUUUCAAUGCUACUUGUUGAACCAGUUUUUUAUGCUGUAAUAGCUAUUUAAACAUGAGGAAGAAUGUGAUAUAGUUAUAUAUAAACACAUUGAGUAAACUGGCCAAAAUCUGGCCAAUUGGUUUGUAUAUCUUUCCUCUGGCAAUGAAAAUUUCCCAAAGAAGCCAAAGCAUUAAAGGUGCACUCAGUGAUUUUCUUCCCCAUUUUAAAAGUUUUACUCCUAAUGAAAUUAAUUGUAAUUUUGAACAUACUGUACAUAUAUCAUCAUGGCCAAUCACAUGAGAUGAGGACUCUUGUCAUAUCAGUAACCUUUUAAAAGCUGUUUUAUUCAUGGGGGUUGUCAUUUUAGAAUCACAUAACCAGCUUAAAAUGUUAUUUUUAAGGGAUCUUGUUAUUGAACACUUUCACUCUUGGAUUAAAUCAAUUGGACACUUUCACACUUUCAUGGCUGAUUGUGAAUAGUGAAUUUAUAACAUGGAUUCUGUAACUUAAACUAUUGAUUUUGAAUGAUGCUGCAUCCACACCACUAGGUGUCACUUUAUGUUCAAUAUGACACAAGCAAAAAGUUACUGAGUGAACCUUCAUCUGGAUUCAUCUUUUCUUUUUCUCAUAUCACAAUUUCUACAAGUAAGCUAAUAAAAGAAUU
Messenger RNA from Xyrauchen texanus (razorback sucker), 5553 nucleotides. RefSeq names its product calcium/calmodulin-dependent protein kinase type II subunit gamma. The transcript has 21 exons. The record is from RefSeq and is a predicted model, not a curated record. Gene Ontology annotation, molecular function: ATP binding; calcium/calmodulin-dependent protein kinase activity; calmodulin binding. Gene Ontology annotation, cellular component: cytoplasm; neuron projection. The coding region runs from base 250 to 1941 and encodes 563 amino acids. NCBI's taxonomy places the organism in Eukaryota, Metazoa, Chordata, Actinopteri, Cypriniformes, Catostomidae. Gene Ontology annotation, biological process: protein phosphorylation.